UUUAUCAGCACGGGUAAUUUUGUUUUCAUUUAAACAAUGACUUAUGUUCCAAAAAAAGGUAGCUUUAGCAUGGAUACUGUUCUGUGAAGAUUUUCGGAGUACGUUCGACAACUCGAGAUUUCUUAACAGAUAUCAAGCCGAUUCGAAGAGAAGCGAUGCAAACUGGCGAGGCGUCCUCGGACGAGAGUCGCGAGCCGGAGUCGCCGCCAGCGACGCCCAGGGAGCUGGGCAUGAUCAAGGAGGAGAUUCCUACCCUCAGAGCCAUAGACCGCAUCUUCAAGAGGGUGCCAGCGGCGGCCAAAGACUACCACGUGAGGGCCACGUGUGCAGCCAUGGAGGCCGCCAUGUUGGACAUACGAGAGAUGGAGUACGAGUUGGAAUUUUUUGCCAAGGACCACGUGUUGUGCAGGGAGCUAGCGGCGGAUGAAGACUACCAGGCGAGGACUACGUGUGCAGCCAUGGAGACCGCCAUGUUGGACAUACGAGAGAUGGAGUACGAGUUGGAAUUUAUUUUGGAGCAGGCCCCGGAGAUAAGCCCUUGUCGAGGCAUCAAGCAGGGGCCCUGCAGCGCUGCAUCGCUGCUGGAGGCCAAGUCGGCCAGGCGUUACGCGGGCUGCUGAACGAUAAAAACCAAACUAAAAGAACGCAGCGACACAUAAAAAAAAUAUUCACUUACCAUCGAAAAAAUGUCUAUAAUGUUUCCACAGUUGUAAUAAUUGAAUUAAAUGGAAAUUAUUUUUAAGC
Messenger RNA from Bacillus rossius redtenbacheri, 744 nucleotides. RefSeq lists its product as uncharacterized. NCBI's taxonomy places the organism in Eukaryota, Metazoa, Arthropoda, Insecta, Phasmatodea, Bacillidae. The transcript is spliced from 5 exons. The record is from RefSeq and is a predicted model, not a curated record. The coding region runs from base 156 to 620 and encodes 154 amino acids.